Frieseomelitta varia is the source of this 2228-nucleotide messenger RNA. RefSeq names its product heterogeneous nuclear ribonucleoprotein 27C (gene Hrb27C). The record is from RefSeq and is a predicted model, not a curated record. The transcript has 7 exons. Gene Ontology annotation, molecular function: RNA binding. The coding region runs from base 130 to 1464 and encodes 444 amino acids. Lineage: Eukaryota; Metazoa; Arthropoda; Insecta; Hymenoptera; Apidae.
GUUUACAUUCUGUUCUCGACAUCGCGUUGAUUGUAGGGAACCAUUACGUUCGUCUACGGUUUGCAUCGUGCCAUAUUCCCGCUCGCGUCCCGAUACUAACAACAUUUUCGUAGUUUUAAGUGAAAUAUUAUGAGAGUGAAGACCGAAAUGGACGACGAUGAGAAGGGUAAGCUGUUUGUUGGUGGUUUGUCUUGGGAGACAACACAAGAGAAUCUUCAACGUUAUUUCGGCCGUUAUGGCGAAGUAAUUGACUGCGUUGUUAUGAAAAACAGUGAGUCUGGUCGCAGUCGUGGUUUCGGCUUUGUAACAUUUAGUGAUCCAGCUAAUGUACCAUUAGUUCUUCAAAAUGGUCCGCAUCAACUUGAUGGGCGCACAAUUGAUCCCAAACCAUGCAAUCCACGAACUCAACAAAAGCCAAAACGCAGUGGGGGCUUUCCAAAAGUUUUUCUCGGUGGUUUACCAAGUAACGUGACAGAGACUGAUUUGAGAUCAUUCUUUACACGUUUUGGUAAAGUUAUGGAGGUGGUUAUAAUGUAUGAUCAAGAGAAGAAGAAAUCAAGAGGAUUUGGCUUUCUCAGUUUCGAGGAUGAAGAUGCUGUGGACCGCUGCGUUGCAGAGCAUUUCGUCAACUUGAAUGGAAAACAGGUUGAAAUCAAACGUGCUGAACCACGAGAUUCUUCUAGUAAAAUGAAUGAUAGUCAUCAAGGACAAUGGGGACCACCUCAACAAGGUGGACCUCCAAUGGGAAUGGCUGGAAAUAUGGGACCUAUGGGUGGUCCAAAUGGACAAAUGGGAGGACCUAUGAUGGGAGGUCCAAUGGGUCCACCAGGAAACAUGAUGCAGCAAUAUCAAGGAUGGGGUACUAGUCCUCAGACUGGAGGUUAUGCUGCUGGAUAUACAACUCAGUAUAAUUCUCAGGGCUGGGGUGCUCCACCUGGUCCUCCUCAACAGCAACAAAUUCCACCGCCACCACAUCAUCAGUGGGGCAGUAGUUAUAAUGUACAGCCUGCAGCAGCCACUCAAGGUUAUGGUAGUUAUGGUGGGCCGGCGGCGGCCGCUUCAGGGGGCUAUGGGCCCACAGCGGGUACUGGCGGGGCUGCGGGGGGCGGGCCCGGGGGUUCCUGGAACUCCUGGAAUAUGCCACAAAAUGGUCCCCCUCCUGGAACUCAGCCACCACCUCAACCUCCUCAGCCUAACUCCUCGCAGCCCAACUCGAAUUCGAACCCCUCUGGCCCGCAGGGUGACAUGUACUCACGACAGACCACCGGUUCAGGUGCACCUGGGUCCAGUAGCAGUUCAGCUAAAACUCCGGAUUAUACUGGCUAUUCUGCAUAUGGUAAUUACGCUGACACCAGUUAUCCUCAGCGUUCGUAUCAAGGAGGAGAAAGCAACCAAGGUGGGUAUGCCGCCAGCGCCCCUAAACCCCAGCAAGGCUUUGAUUUCAAAGAGUGGCCCACCUCAUGACCAUUUUAAUUGAUACGCGAUGGAGAUAUGCGCUGAAUGGCUUGGCCUUGCUCGUGGGUUAUUUCAUAUUACAUUUUCAGAGAGACACCAAACAAAAAAAGAAAAAGAAAAGCAUACAAUAUUGCGCAUUGAUCGUGAGAGUCUGUGCUCGAAUCUUGGGACAUUCUUUGGGUCUAUUUAUAUUUGACGGAUUUUAUUUUCAGCACCCUUGAUGUUCGAUUAUUUCGAGCAAUUCCCGAGCAAUUUGAUACUAUUACUUUUUUUUCCCCUAAGAAUUAAUUCUUAAUGAUAUUAUUGUGUUUUUCAUAUCAAUGAUGUCGUAUUGUCUAGAUUAAUUUAUUUGUCGUUCCAUUUUAUUUGAACGCUCUCGAGAAUCUACGAAAGAAUCGUUCGUACAAAGAAUGUCUCGAUUGAGCCAGUAUGUCGUUCGCGAGCGGUCGUAUUUUCCAGUCUUUUAACGUUCUUGAUAAACGAUAAUAAUUUUCCUAACACAUCUUCUUUCCGAUAUACUCGUGUAAAAGAAUAAAAUGCGUCUGCCCAAGUUUCGUAAAACGGAAGUGUCAAGAAAACCAGAAUGUUAGGUUUCAAAGAAUAAUUUUAUUGAUCGCUCGCGGGAACGGCCCAUGAUCUUGUUGGGUUUCAAAAGUACACUUGGAAACAAUUGAAACCCACAUUGAGAACUAAGACAUAAGCUGAAAGAGAUAGAAAGCAUUAAAAAAAAAAAAAAAAAAAAAAAAAAAAAAAAAAAAAAAAAAAAAAAUAAA